CUCCGGAGCUCGCCAGCCAUUGGACAUGAAACUUCGGCUAGGCUGCACGAGUCAUUUCCGUACAUGCUUUACGGACGAGACACGAGAAGGCGGACAGUUUGAUUGCGUAACAUCAUCAAUGCGUUUAUUGAGAAUACAGACAUGCGGAUCUACUCUGCACAGGGUUGGGUAUCUCCAUCUCCUCAAUGGGCAUCCACAAAUGUGAACCACGGCGUGAUGUCGGCGUAGUUUUGCGAGCUGAUCCAGAGGGCGUAGUUGCUAUCACGCGAUAAUCGUCAGCGAUUAAGGUUGAUUCGGUCCAUGCACAAUGGUAAGAUGCUCACCCCUCUGGAUACUGGCUACCCACGUGCCACUCGUAGCUGCCAUCAAUGGGAACGGCCUUGACGUCCUUGAAGAUGUGGUCCACUUCGUUCCAACCGGUGGACGUCUCUUUGACGAGAAGCAUGUGGAGGGUCUCGUCGCAGUCCACCAUCCACUCGACAUUGACUGUGCUGCCCAGUGUGAUCUGAUCGUUGAUGGGGCCGAGGAAGACUUUGGCGCUGGCAGUGGCUGCCGUCGCAACAAGGGCGGCGAGAGUGGCGAACUUCAUGUUGGUUGAAAGGAAGGUGUCGUUGAACGCUAUGGUAUGCGGAAAUGCUGAUCAAAUGGUGAUGAGGCGGGCAAUGAUGUGCAACGAACGUCGCAGCAUCGCGAGGCUUUAUACAACA
This is a messenger RNA of Neohortaea acidophila, 707 nucleotides long. RefSeq lists its product as uncharacterized. The record is from RefSeq and is a predicted model, not a curated record. Lineage: Eukaryota; Fungi; Ascomycota; Dothideomycetes; Mycosphaerellales; Teratosphaeriaceae. Bases 308 to 598 code for a protein of 96 amino acids. The transcript has 2 exons.